This is a messenger RNA of Melitaea cinxia (Glanville fritillary), 2192 nucleotides long. RefSeq lists its product as uncharacterized. NCBI's taxonomy places the organism in Eukaryota, Metazoa, Arthropoda, Insecta, Lepidoptera, Nymphalidae. The record is from RefSeq and is a predicted model, not a curated record. The transcript has 14 exons. The coding region runs from base 1 to 2124 and encodes 707 amino acids.
AUGCAUGACACGAUAAUCCGUCUGGCGGAUGUAUGGAAGACAUGUAACAAGAUCCGCGCGGCAGUGUUCCGUGUGGGCCUGGACCUGUGGCAGUGGUACCGCCCGCUCGACCCUGAAGGGAACUCGCUCAUCUCUGAGUCGAAGUUCGUGUCGGUGCUGGCCGGUCCACUGCGAGCGACGAUAGGCCUAUCCGAUGCAGAAAUAGCACAGCUCGCCGACUACUUCCGCGCACAGGAUGGUCGUAUCCUCUACCACCAGCUGUGUCAGCUCAUACACGGAGAAGAUCCAGGACGCGAGAAAACUUCAUCAGACUGUCUACUAGAGGCGUGUCCACCGCCUCCGGAGCCCGAAUGCCACAAGCUGGACCAGUGGCAGAUGCGCCGCCUUUGCUGUCUGCUCGCCACUAUUGCACAGCGUGACAUUCCUCUCAGGCCUUACUUCCAGGACUACGAGCUAGUGGCAAAGAACGAUGGGCGAAUAACGUUUGCACACUUCGCUCGUAUCCUGGACUUCAUCGGCAUCAUCGUCAGCCCCGAAGACUUCAACCUACUAGUGCGGCGCUUUAUCAAAGACUCGUACACCAUCGACUACGUCGAGUUCUUGAAAGCACUUGAAGCUGUCAAAAAGGAAGGCAUUCAGGGACUUGGGCCGGCAUACAACCAUCCAAAAGCAGUAAUCGACACAACGCUACCGAAGCUCUCCCGCCCUGAGAUCGAGGCCGGCCUGUCUCCGAGCGCGCUGGGGGCGUCGGAAGUGUUCCACCCCGCGCUUGAUACACCCAAACCGUCUCGUCAUCUCCUCGAACUGAUGAUGCGUGUGCAGCAGUUUGUGAUGCAGCGGCGGAUAAGAGUAUCUGAGUUUUUUAGGGACUACGACCCUCUGAACAGUGGUCGCAUCGCGCCACAGCAGUUCCGGCGUGCACUAGACGCCAUGGGUCUGGGCGCCGUGCUAUCGGACGCUGAGGCGCGUUGUGUGACGCGCCACUAUGUUGACCACAAUGACGGAGAACGCGUCUGUUGGCGAACCUUUGAGGACGACUGCGAUCAAGUGUUCGCUAUAAAAGAAUUGGAGAAACACCCCGAGGUGUCAGUGGGCGCGGCCGCCGCUGCCCUGGCGGAUCUACCUGCACCCGGCGCCCCUGAACAGCUUGACAGUGACAUAGCACCAGCGGAGGCGGCUCUGCUGAGGUUGCGUGCUGCGUGUAAAGAACGAGCUAUCGACCUGCGGCCUAUGUUCGGAGAUCACGAUGAACGCAGCAGCGGGCACGUGUCGCGCGCCCAGCUGCGCCGCGUGCUGGCGCGCGCCGGCGUGCUGCUGGCGCCGCCGCAGCUGCGCGCGCUCGAGCGGCGCCACCUCGACGACUGCGGACUGAACUACUUCGCGCUGCUCGACGAGUUGGAUGAGAAACCAGUGGAAAGUGCGACGAUAGCUCGCGCGGCACCGACGCGGGUGGCCGCCGCGCGCGGACCUGACCCUCGCGAGACUGACAUCGUGCAGAUCUUGGCUAAGAUUAAAGGAAAAAUAGUACGCGAGGGCGUGCGUCCGCGCGAAUUCUUGCGCCAGUUCGACACGCGCCGUGAGCUCGUGGUGACACGCCCUGAUUUUUAUCGCGGCCUGGCCGCCGCUGGCCUCGCACUCACGCCUAACGAAAUGGACACGCUCAUGGAGGUGUUCAGCGCGCCAGGUCGGCGGAGUUACGUGGAAUACGAAAAGUUCUGCGAGGCGGCAGGCGAGGCACUAGCGGUCGGCGGGUUAGAGCGGGCGCCGCUAUUACAGCCCGUUCCGCACGUACCACCUCCACAGCCUUCUCCACACCUCGACUACGAAGAACGGGCGCUUGUCGCUGGCGCACUCGCCAAGCUUGCUAAAUUCCCCGACCAGCUUUCUAACAUACUUGAAGUAUUCAAGGACGCAGACCCGCAGCGCUGCGGCUCGCUGCCGCGUUCGUCGCUGGAGCGCGCGCUGGCGAGGCGCGGCCUGCUGGAGCUAGUCUCUGCACGAGAGAGAGACGUCAUAUACAAGUGUUUCGGCUACCGAAGAGGAUGUAGGGAUGAGGUAAACUACAGGGCCCUUUGCAACGCGCUUGAUAUACUGCACGCCACAUCCAGUGCACAACCAUGCUGAAACUUCUAAUAAAAUAUUUUGUAGAUUGAUGUUGAACCUGAAUAUGUAUUACAAAAUCAUAGAUGAAU